Messenger RNA from Coregonus clupeaformis (lake whitefish), 687 nucleotides. Its product is annotated as transcription factor 4-like. Lineage: Eukaryota; Metazoa; Chordata; Actinopteri; Salmoniformes; Salmonidae. Gene Ontology annotation, biological process: regulation of transcription by RNA polymerase II. The transcript has 7 exons. Gene Ontology annotation, cellular component: transcription regulator complex. The coding region runs from base 343 to 687 and encodes 114 amino acids. Gene Ontology annotation, molecular function: DNA-binding transcription factor activity, RNA polymerase II-specific; RNA polymerase II cis-regulatory region sequence-specific DNA binding. The record is from RefSeq and is a predicted model, not a curated record.
ACAACGCUGAGCUAGGCUAGACUAGAGCAAUGGAAAGUAGCCAGCUAGCUUGGUAGAUAACUGCAUUCAAUCUGAAAACAAGCAAAACUGUCUAAUUUAAGGCACCACCUGGAUAUACAACUACGUUUUGCUGCAAGUUGACCCUAACCGGAAAGCCUAUUGGUGUUUCAAAACAAAUGUAGCCGCUAAAAUCGUUGUCGGAUAAAGAUUUUGGCUAGCCCUUGCUAGCACAGGCAGUCGUCAGUUUUGCUUAGUUAUACACUGAUAGAGAGCAAAUAAAAGAGAUACACUUUUGUGGAUUACGUAAACAUAUCAAACCAAGGUUUGUGUGAUUUUGCUAAAAUGCAUCACCAACAGCGAAUGGCUGCCUUAGGGACAGACAAAGAACUAAGCGACUUAUUGGAUUUCAGUGCGAUGCGAAACAGCGAUUUGAAAAUGUUCCCAACAUCAAUGAUGUUCUCUCCUCCUGUUAGUGGUAAAAACGGACCAACCUCCCUGGGAAGUGGACAUUUCGCAGGCUCAAACAUGGGGGACAGAGCCAGUGCAGGGAUUUGGGGAAAUAGAAGUGUCCCUUCAAAGAGUUACUCUGACGGUUCCCAAUACGCUCACAUGACUAGCCGGGACAUGGGCUCACACUCACACGACAACAUCUCUCCUCCAUACGUCAACUCCAGAGUAACAGUCUGA